UUUUACUGUUCUGGAGCCCUCCAGUGAUGGGCGGGAAAAUAUUUUGGUGUUUACGGAUGUGUUCUCUAAGUACACUGUUGCAGUCUCCACAAGAGAUCAGAAAGCUAUUACGGUUGCCAAAGCUUUGGUGAGGGAGUGGAUUCACAAAUAUGGUGUCCCGCAGAGGAUCCAUUCAGAUCAGGGGAGGUGUUUUGAAGCUGAAGUGAUUCAUUGUCUUUGCAAAUUGUACAAUAUAAAGCAAACCCGAACAACACCAUAUAGGCCCCAAGGAAAUGGGCAGUGUGAAAGGUUUAACAGAACCCUUCAUGAUCUUCUUAGGACUUUACCACCUGCUAAAAAGAGAAGAUGGGUAGAGUAUCUUCCUGAUGUGGUAUUCGCCUACAACACCACUGAGCAUGCUAGUACUGGGUUUACCCCAUAUUUUCUAAUGUUUGGUCAGCCGCCCAAUUUACCCAUUGACAUUCUGCUGGGUACGCCAGUAGAGGAUUUUUCAGGGACCAGAGAGGAUUGGAUCCUGGAGCAUCAGAAUCGUCUGCAGGGGGCGUUUCAGCAAGCAAGAGUGCAGCUGCAACACGCAGCAGCUUUACGAAAGAAGUAUCAUGGGGCCCCGACUCCUGAUAGUUCAUUACAGAUCGGGCAACUUGUGUAUCGUAGGAAUCACAAUUUUCAAGGGAGGCACAAGAUACAAGAUCUAUGGAUGACUAUUCCAUUUCGUGUACUAUCCCGGCCAGAUGCAAACAAGGCAGUAUAUACUGUUGCCCCUAUUGAUGGCUCUUCGGCUCCUAAGAAUAUCCAUAGAACCGAACUGCGCCCAUGUAGCUCUGAACUGGAGUUUGAGGAUGUUAAUGCAAGAGCUCGGCAUGACCCCAUGGUGGAGGAUUGUGAGAUUUCCUCUGAGGAUGAAACGGAACCCUUAUGGGUUAGGAGGGAAGUGAGGACAGCGUCUAGUGACAGAAGUCUGAUGGAGUCUAGAACGGUGGACAAUGAAGAGCUAGGAAUGGGGUCAUCGUCCUCUGAGGGAAGUGAAGACGCACCUGUUGAUCUGUUAGAUGGCCAUGAUAGUGAGAGUAGUGAUAUGGGGGAGGCUCGUAGCCAAAGUGAGGAGAUAAAUCGGGUAACAUCUCAAGAGCCAGUACGUCGAUCUUGUAGGCACACAGCAGGGAAGCAUACAAAUCCUUUCCAUUUGCCUAGGUCAGUGAAGGGAAAUAUGGGGGAGAAUGAGGCUCACUUAGGUGUACAUGUUAGUGUGGUUUGCUUAACCAUCCUGAAAGACGUUUUGUCUGCUGUAGUAACCAGUUUGGGACAGGUAGAAGAGACCCUGUAGGUGAAUGCAGUGUCAUGCUUGGUUUCUAUUAAUUUUUGUCAUAUUAUUAUUAUUACUUUUUUUGUUUUGUUUUGUUUUGUUGUUUGUUUGUUUGUUUGUUCCUGAUAUUAGUUUUUUUGUUGCUUUGUUUGAUCUUAUUAUUAUUAUUAUUACUUGUUUUUUUCUCAGAAGGUUAUUAUUGUUUUUCUUCUUCUCUUUCAUCAUCGAGGCGAUGAUUUGUUUCGUGGGGGGGUAGAUGUAAUGGGCUCCCAUAUUAAGUGCAUUACGGUAGGGGCGCUACUGCGUCUAUUACGGUAGCUGAGGGCUGUAGCGUAAGCUAGGAAUGGCGGCAGCCAGUGGGUCAGUAGUGUGUAUGUACUCGGCCAUGCUGCGUGGGCUCUGGGAACACUAAAACUCAGAGGGAAACACUCUAUUGUGCUGGGGAUUGCUGGCCACUGAGGGGAGCUGUGGCUGCAUUUAAAGGGUUAGUAUUCGAUAUGAGUUUAAAGGGGGAAAUUCUGAGCAUGUAUGCUUAAUGGUGUAUUAUGUGAUCUGUAGGUGCGGAUUUUGGUGGAUAACUUUGGUGUGGAGCCCACAUGAGAUUCUUAUGGUUGUCAUGGUUGCUGUAUAUGGCAGGUUGUUUUUUUUAAGAUAA
This is a messenger RNA of Astyanax mexicanus (Mexican tetra), 1958 nucleotides long. RefSeq lists its product as uncharacterized. The transcript is spliced from 2 exons. NCBI's taxonomy places the organism in Eukaryota, Metazoa, Chordata, Actinopteri, Characiformes, Acestrorhamphidae. The record is from RefSeq and is a predicted model, not a curated record. Bases 428 to 1324 code for a protein of 298 amino acids.